Poeciliopsis prolifica (blackstripe livebearer) is the source of this 4707-nucleotide messenger RNA. RefSeq lists its product as uncharacterized. Bases 548 to 2077 code for a protein of 509 amino acids. Gene Ontology annotation, cellular component: nucleus. The record is from RefSeq and is a predicted model, not a curated record. Gene Ontology annotation, biological process: positive regulation of DNA-templated transcription. NCBI's taxonomy places the organism in Eukaryota, Metazoa, Chordata, Actinopteri, Cyprinodontiformes, Poeciliidae. The transcript has 11 exons. Gene Ontology annotation, molecular function: double-stranded telomeric DNA binding.
GUGGGUUCUCUCCGGGUGCUCCGGCUUCCUCCCACAGUCCAAAAGCAUGAGGGUGGAAGUCUUGGUCGAUAGCUGAGAGAAGUCAGCGUCAAGCUGUUCAUAGACCAAAUGGAGAUUUCCGUUGCUCUACAAAAUAAAAGCAUACCAUCAGACUGUUCCUGUAUUGACCACAAAAUACUUCAAAGCGUUAACGCAAAGCUGGGAACAAUGUAAAUGCAACGCAAAUUGUAUGCGUAUCUAAAAGUUUUAUCUUCUGGCCCAGUCCAGAAGAUACGACGUGUAUCACUUUUUUUUUCUUUUCUUCUUUUUUUUCUUCGAAGAACUCAAAAUCUCCAACGAGACAGGCAGGGCGAACCACAGCAGGAUCGCGUUUUGUCGCUCGGGGGGAACCAACCAGAGUUCAUGUCGCUAGCUUAGCUAACCCAGCCUGCUAGCGAGUGAUUUGCCAGCAUGCUAAUGGGGACAGUUUAACCGCAGCACAACUGCAGUGAGUCUCUCCCGUCUGAGUCCGUGGAUGUUCCAGGCGAGCUGAAAGUCCGGCCGAGCCAUGCGACAGUGGUCUGUCCCCGCUGCGACCCCUCGCGCCGAGCCACUCCCGGGGCGCCUGUCCGUGUCACCCCCUCCGUCGGACCCCAGGAUGGAGGCGAGCGAGGUGGAGCCGCGCUACACCAUCGAGCAGAUCGACCUCCUGCAGCGCCUGCGCCUCUCCGGCAUGACCAAGCCCCAGAUCCUCCACGCCUUGGAGUCCCUGGAGAGGCUGGACCCGGAGCACCGCCCGCCGCCACUGCCGCCACGCUGCGACUCCCACCCGGCCCCGCCCAGCAACACCGCGCCCGCUGCCACCGCCCCGUCCUCGUCGUCCUCCUCGUCGUCGUCCUCGCUCUCCCUGGCCUCGGCCACCACCCAGACCUCAGGCCUCGAGGGCGCGGCGCUGUCACCCAGCAACAGCUACGAGGCUUCGCCGCCGCCCCUCUACCCCCCCAGCGUGGUGGUGCAGCGGGCGUUCAGCUACGACAUGAUGGGCGAGGAGGAGUGGGACCUGGAGGAGAAGGUGGAGGAGUACAUGAGAAGAGACAGCAACCUGGUGAAAGAGGAGAUCAAGACGUUCCUGAACAACCGGCGGAUCUCUCAGGCCAUCGUAGGCCAGGUCACAGGCAUCAGCCAGAGCUACAUCUCCCAGUGGCUGCUGCAGCAAGGCCUGGAGAUGAGCGACUCCAAGCGCAGAGCCUUCUACCGCUGGUACCUGCUGGAGAGGAACAACCCAGGCCUGAGGUGGAGUGAAAGCCAGCACAGCGUGAGUCCCAUGGCCAGGGCCAGGGCAGGGGACAGAGAUGGGACGGUAGCAGGGGCAAGUGGCACCCUCCCCAACAUCUUCCCCAACCCCAACACCAACCUGAUGCCCAACCACAACCCGUCCUGGAGCAGGCAGAGAGAGCUGCUGGUGCACCUGCUGCCGUGGUACACAGCCGCCGCCGCAGCGGCUGCCACCCAGCCAGGUGCGACCUUGUCGAUGCGCUCUUUGGUGAAGGAGGAACCGGACUGGAGAACGGGUAUCAUCGCCAGCGACAGAGCGGGGAUCGUAGGCGGUCCUCUGAGGCUGCGCAGAGGAAGCAGGUUCACCUGGAGGAAGGAGUGCCAGUCCAUCAUGGAGAGCUUCUUCUUGGAGAAUCAGUAUCCAGAUGAGGCGAAGCGGGAGGAGAUCGCCAGCGCCUGUAAUUCUGUCAUCCAGAAACCAGGCUGUAAACUGUCAGAGUUUGAGCGGGUGACGGCAUUGAAGGUGUACAACUGGUUCGCCAACCGUCGGAAGGAGAUGAAGAGAAGAGCAAAUAUAGAAGCCGCCAUCUUGGAAAGCCAUGGGAUCGAGGUGCCAAGUCCGAGCUGCCACUCAAACGGCGAAGAGGGGGAGCUGCAAGAGUUCGUAGAUCAGGAGGACGCCACUUCCCAGAAAAUCGUUGACCAACAAGAUGGCUCCUUGCUGAUCACCGGGGAGACGGCGGCGGCCCCGCUGAGCCCCGGCCCUCCGGGGGCGGAACAGAAGGACGAGGAUUCGAAAAGGGAGUCCGUGGACGAGGAGUGACUAAACCCAGCCAGACUUUCAAUCGUCAUGUCUGAAUAUUAUUCAGUCUGAAACAGAACAGUGAAAUGCCUCCUGCUCCACCUGCGGCUGGAACCUUCUGGCCCAAUGGAAGGAUGGGGGUGGGGCUUGGUUGAAGCCCUCUGAGGUGCCUCAGGUGAGGUGGCCACUGCAUUUAUCAACAGUAAUCCUGCUUAUAAUAAUGGCAAUAUACAGUCUAUGUAUAGGUAUAUAAGGCCUAUGAUAUAUAAAUCAAUAUAUAGUGCAUUCCAAGAUGGUAUCAAAAUGCCUAAAUCCUGUGAGGGGAGCAUUAUGUAAAGGACGCCUCACCAUUUGAACAUAAGCUGUUUUUUUUUCUGUUUUUCUUUUGCUACAUGUUUGGUUUAUGCCAACAUGCGGCUGCUGAGCGGAAUAAUCUGAGCCUGCAGGUCAGGCUUUGAUUGGUUGUUGUAGAGAGUGCGGCUUCUGUCUUUUGGUGAAACAGAAAAGGCAAAAAAAACAACAAACCCCCCUCACCCCCCGCUGUCUUGUUGUUACUAGGAUGUCUUUGCCUGGUUUAUAAAGCGAUUGAUAGGUUUUAAUCAAUCAGCACGUGUUGUCGGCACUAAAUCUGUACAACCCGGAGGGAUAACCGGCGUCUCAGGUAAUCCCAAAGUGACAAGUUGCACCAUCUUUCCUUUUAUUCUCUGUGUGUGUGUUUUCUUUUGAAGCAAAAUUGUGUUUAAAGAAAACUGUUAUUUAUACUUUUUUUGAUUUCAUGGUGUCCUGGACUAGAGAUGCCCCGAGAAGUCAACUACUGACUCUAAUCAUUCAAACUACAUGUAACCAACAUACAGGUAGCGCACACAGCCACACUCUUCUUUGUUACUGUGGGAAGAACACUUAAUUAUUUUCGGUGUUAGUCAGAAAGCUAGUGUUUUCUAUGAAAUGUUGAGACACAUCUAUUAAUCAUGCUGUGUGAGAGAGCAAGACUUUGAGCAGAUAACAGGAAGGCUGAAUAGACUGGUGUACACUAAAACUAAAAAAAACAAAAAAACACCUGGGAGUCCUACUGUCUUGUCUCCCAAGUCAGCUUUCUAGAAAUUCAACCUUUAGACCUUUGACCUAAACAACUUAAUUACAUUGUUAGGGACAUAAGCAACAGAAGCAAUAAUCACCCAAAUAUUUUUUUUUGGGUGAUUAUUGCUAUACUAUUGAUGGUGACUUAUUUAGCUUUUUAACUGCCCCAUUAUUUACAUUUUGUUUUAGUUUUAUGAGUUUGACUUUAUUGAAUGAAGUCGAUAGUGUUUGUUCAAAGUACCUCUUUUAAACUUCUUACUCCCAACGUUUUUCUGUAUGGUUCUCUUUGUUUGGGGCUGAGGAAACCAUUUGGAUUUUAGGCAAAACAACUAGAGCCAAGUUGCCAUCUUCUUUCACACUAAAGAAGGUUGAAUAAAUUACAGAGUAACCAGUUGAGACUCUCCCAUACUUCACCCGAAACGCUGAAGUUGUUUCUCUUUGACGGAAAUGCGUGACAAAAAUCAGGUCGUGUUAUUCACAAGGAGGCGUCGUCCUUGCUUCCACUAUCUGGAACACGAUCCUGUUUACGGAAAGAUGAGGUGUUCUCUCUGUGACCGUUAAUAUAAGAUGCUGGAUACCUUCCUGGUUUAGAAAGGUAAACUUUGGGAAAAUGCUGCAUUCUGGUAUUGUCAUAAAACAGUUUUACUCCACUGGCCUUUCACACAGAAACAGAAUAUAUACUCGUCUGUAAUUUAAUGGGUUUCAAAGCCCGAUUGAAAUUGGUCACAGAAUCCUGACGGGUGCAUCUCUAGGCUUUACACACCUACAAUGGAAUAUUUUUUUUUCUUUCUUUUUUUUGUUAAAUUCAUUGGUGCUGUUUAAUCUCAUGCCAGAGUCUAGCCAAAGAGGCUAGGUUGGUUACAUUAUAAUGUAAUCAUUCUUAUUUUGAUAUAUCUAUAUGUGUAUAUCGUUUCAGAAACGCUAAAACUUGCUUGUUGCAUCUCCAGGAAGGCUUCAGGCACUUUUCCUCUCUUACUGGGAUAAGCCAAAGCUUCUAAGCUCCUGUACGUUUUUGUGCAAAGCUGCACUUCAAACUGAACCUCACUUUAACUAGUCCCUCCAGACCUCACCGAGGGUGUGUAAUUCUUUUAGUUAUACUGUCAUAUUUCCAUACCCAAGGCUGCAGGAGUCAAAUCUAAUUGUUCAUGAAAUGGACAACCAAUACUUUAUUGUCAAAGGAAGCCACCAUUGUUGCCUCCUAAUGCCAAAGCUAUGCCAGAUAGAGCUGAUCUACAGAUGCCCAGAGCAGAGAGUAGGAUUAUUUACUCCGUUCAACACUAGCCACCUCAAGCUUACCUCAGAAUGAUUGUUUUUAGGAGUGAUUUCCUGGCUGACAGCAGCCGGCCGGUGAGUGGGACUGUUUCUCUUCUGAACGGUGUUGUUGUGUGUCAUGUAGCAUUUACAGCAUUGAGCUUCGUCCUGUGUUCUCAGUGUCCAGUCACCUCCUCGGACAGUUCUGCUGUCCAGCUUUGGACAGGAAUCCCCCAAAGCUGCAGCGGUUUCUUAUUACUGCGCUCCUCUGCAUAAGCUUUUAUCUACCGAGGGAAGACGAUAAUAAAAGUGUACGCAAUCUU